AUGGCACGCGUGGUCAUCCCCGUGCCUUGUGUCGUGGGGGAUGUGGCGUGUGUUCAUGUCCGGCAAGGGGAUGGGGAUGGGGAUGGGGAUGGGGAUGGGGAUGGGGAUGGGGAUGGGGAUGGGGAUGGGGAUGGGGAUGGGGAUGGGGAUGGGGAUGGGGAUGGGGAUGGGGAUGGGGAUGGGGAUGGGGAUGGGGAUGGGGAUGGGGAUGGGGAUGGGGAUGGGGAUGGGGAUGUGUUACUCGUGCACACCAACGAAUCCGCUUCACCUGUCCCAUCGGACUUGAGUAGAGCUUACAGUGCAGUGAGGGCAGUCAGGUAUUGA
This is a messenger RNA of Closterium sp. Yama58-4, 324 nucleotides long. NCBI's taxonomy places the organism in Eukaryota, Viridiplantae, Streptophyta, Zygnematophyceae, Desmidiales, Closteriaceae. The record is from the annotation of a GenBank genome assembly.